AAGGCUUCUUCAACCGCGACAAAUGGCGUAUAACGGACUGGACGUAUAAUGGACUGGACGAUACGCUUCUUCAGGAACAACAACACGGCUACUCUUUCAACCACGUCGGUAGCUUGCUAGCCAACAUAAAACUGAAAAAUUGGCGCUUUAGACCAUGUUAAUGUACAUUAGCUUAUCUCAGUGUUGUUAACACAGUUCAGUUGACGUUAACUUCAACCUAAUUUGUUUGUUCAAUUUGCAAACUUGUUAUAUAUUGAUACUAAGCCUAGUCCUAGGCUAGUUAACUUGCUAACAUCCCUGACCAUGAGUUCACUAAACUACUCCUCCCCUGUUAAAGAAGAGGAUGUCUACUGGACGGAGAAAGAACCUCUGGAUUUGAACAUUGUCGUGAAAGAAGAGGAGGAUAUUACAGUGAAAGAAGAGAAAGAACCUUUCAGAAUGAAAAAGGAGGAAGAGGAGGUUGUUAUAGGGAAAGAAGAGAAAGAACCUUUUAGAGAGGAAGAGGACGCUAUCUCAAUAAAGGUGAAGAAGGAAGACGUUUUGGGAGUGAAAGAGGAGACAGAAUAUCAGAUUACCACCAGAGAGAGACAUGACUAUUGUGGAUCCUCUGGGAAGCCUCAACAACAUACUGAUGCUGACGAGGCAGAGAAGAGUCUCUCCAGAUCAGAACACCAGAUGGACAACGCUAGCCCUUUCGCCCGCCCGGAGUCUCCGUGUCGUGCCUCUCCCAGUAGCACCUUACUGCUGGGUAUGAAGAGGUUGUCUGUGCUGCUGGUGGACUGCAGGAAAACAACGGGGCUGAGUGGAACUGUGAGAGGAGGAGAAGAGAAGAAAGGAUCAGAUUUGAUACAAAGAGAAAAAACAAACUCAGAGGGACCAGAGCCAGAGAUGUCCAAGCCAGCAAGACGACACCUCUGCUCCCAGAUUGGAUAGAGUUUCAUCAAGUUAGGAAAACUGAAAGCUCAUGAGCGAAUGUAGACAGGGGAGACGCCAUACCAUUGCGCCUACUGUGGAAAGCAUUUUAAACGGUUAGACACCCUGAAAUCUCAUGAGAGAACACACACAGGGGAGAAGCCUUUCCAUUGCUUCCAGUGUGGAAAGAGUUUCAGCCACUUAAGAAAUCUGAAAUCUCAUGAGCGAACGCACACAGGGGAGACGCCUUUCCAUUGCACCCAGUGUGGAAACAGUUUUAGCCAGUUAACAUGAAAAGACAUCUGAGAAUACACACAGGAGCGAAGCCACACCAUUGCUCCCAGUGUGGAAAGAGUUUUAGCCAGCCAGGAAAGCUGAAAGCUCAUGUGCGAAUACACACAGGGGAGAAGCCUUUCCAUUGCUCCCAGUGUGGAAAUCGUUUUAUGCGGUUAGACACCCUCAAAACUCAUGAGCGAAUACACACGGGAGAAGCCAUACCAUUGCGCCCAGUGUGGUGAGAGUUUUAGCCAGUCAGGAAUCCUGAAAGCUCAUGAGCGAACACACACAGGUGAGAAGCCUUUCUAUUGCUCCCAGUGUGCAAAAAGUUUUAGCCAGGCAGGAACCCUGAAAGCUCAUGAGCUAAUGCACAUAGGGGAGAAGCCUUUCCAUUGCUCCCAGUGUGGAAAGAUUUUUAGCCACUUAAGAAAGCUCAUGAGCGAAUACACACAGGGGAGAAGCCUUUCCAUUGCUCCCAGUGUGCAAAAAGUUUUACCCAUUUUGGAAAUCUGAAAGAACAUGUGAGACUGCACACAGGGGAGAAGCCUUACAAGUGCUCAGACAGUGGGAAGACAUAUUGCUCAUCACAGUCACUUAAACGUCAUGUGAGAAUCCACACAGGAGAGAAUAAUUACUUAUCCUAUUGUGUAUAUUGAUAUUUCACAUCACAUUGACUUAACAUUCCUCAGAGAACAUACACAGUGCUCCCAUUGUCUUAUAUUGUUGACUAAGAAUGUGUUUACUUGUUUAUACCAUAUGAAAUUAAAUGGUACAAAGUAUACUCAAACAUAUAUUUGUAUGUUUAUUAUAAAACAUGAAUUGAAUAUGGAGUAUGUCAGUUUGAAUAUAGAGUAGAUCAGAUUCCAUAUAUUUAAAUGGUCCUUUUUUAAACUCUGACUGUGUUUAACUGGGUGUGUCAUUGUUGGCCCACUGAUGAUUUAAUGAAAUGAAAAUGUUCACAGACUCUGUAAUGGAAAAUGUUAAUUGUAUGUGUCCACAUAACUGAGUAUGUGACUAACCUUGUGAAACUGUCCUAUUAUAAUCUCCUGUUCUUGGGAGUAUCAUCCUGUGUUGCAAACCAGCUGCACCUGUGUCCUUGUAUGAAUAAAGUCCCUCCCAGGAACAGGAAACUAUAAAGAUAUGUGCUCAUCACCCAAUGCUUCAGGAAUUCAGAUUGUCUACACUGCGCUGUGUAACUCUGUUAUUCUCUCUGAGCUCAGAAAUAAAGAAUCUUGGUUUGA
Salmo salar (Atlantic salmon) is the source of this 2429-nucleotide messenger RNA. NCBI's taxonomy places the organism in Eukaryota, Metazoa, Chordata, Actinopteri, Salmoniformes, Salmonidae. The record is from RefSeq and is a predicted model, not a curated record.